GCGUCUCACAAACUCCUCAAACUGGUUGGACUGCACAGCUGCGAUGGCAAUUUCUCUGCGUCUCCCUUCACCUGCCUGUGUCAACGGAAAGGACCUUUUGUGGCACUCUAACCAUGAUAGACAGAAGGGUGUGAUGCAUUUCUAUGUUCAUCGUCGAAAUAAGAAUUUGAAUGUCAAUCUGUAUGCAGUGCCUCGUAGAAGUAUUUCCAAUAUUCGUGUCGUAAGAUGCUUCAAAACAGAUGGCUUAGCAGAAUUUAAAAGAGCUCGCGGAGAAGAUUAUGCUUCUUCUACCGCUAUGGCCCCAAAUCACUCCCAAAGGUCUAAGACAUUGCUGGAUAGGUCAAGUAAACCCAUGGAUGGUAUGAAUGAUUUUGAGAGGCAGUUGCAGGAAUUCUUUGCUGAAGUUAAAUCCAUGCUUAAGUUGGGAAACAAAGAUGAUGCUAUUACUCUGCUUCAAGCAAAUUAUGAAGCAGUAAAAGAACAGAUAGAUGCAGGAGUGAAAGACAUGGAACAAGCUGCUAUACUUGACAUCAUUGCAUUGGGAUACAUGGGUCUUGGGGACUUUGUACUUGUUGAAUCCUUGUUAGAUAUGAUGAAUGAGAUUGUUUGCAGCGUAAAGAAUAGUGAACCACUUCUAGAUUCACUGCUGAUGCAUAUGGGAUCUAUGUAUACAGCUUUGGGGAAGUUUGAUAAUGCUAUGCUUGUCUAUAGGAGGGGCCUAGAAAUCCUAGAGAAUUUAUAUGGAAAAGAUAGUCCUUUUCUUGUUAUACCACUUCUGGGGAUAGGAAAAGUGUUUGGUGCAAUUGGGAGGGCUACAAAAGCAGUAGAGAUCUAUAAGCGGGCAUUGAAUAUAUUGGAAACGAGCAGAGGUGCUGACAGUGAAGAUGUUGUGCUACCUUUAUUUAAUCUCGGCAAUCUCCUAAUCAAGGAAGGAAGGGCUUCAGAUGCUGAAAUUUAUUUUAAGAGAAUUUCAAGCAUAUAUAUGAAGAUUUAUGGAGAACAUGAUGGAAGAGUAGGAAUGGCUAUGUGUUCCCUAGCCCAUGCCCUGUGUGCAAAAGGAAAUGUGGAUGAAGCCAUCUCUUCUUACAGAAAUGGUCUUAAGGUUAUUAAGGAUUCAAAGUACAUGGCUUUAGAUGAUGACAUUAUGGAGAAGAUGAGGAUAGAUUUGGCAGAAUUACUUCAUGUCGCAGGAAGGGAAAAUGAAGGCCGAGAGCUAUUGGAGGAGUGUUUGCUGGUGAGUGAGAAGUAUGAAGGGAAUGAGCAUCCGAGUACAGUGACCCAUCUUCUAAAUCUUGCAACCUCUUAUUCACGCUCGAAGAAUUUUGUGGAGGCUGAGCGCUUAUUGAGGACAAGUCUGCGAAUAAUAACAAAGAGCAUGGGACCUGAAGAUCCAUCAAUUACCAUCCCAAUGUUACAUCUUGCUAUUACACUCUAUCAUAUGAAACAGUUUGAAGAGGCAGAAUAUCUGGCUCUGGAAGCUGUGCACAUACGUGAGGAGGCAUUUGGAAAAGAGUCUCUUCCAGUUGGGGAAGCCCUUGAUUGUUUAGUAUCUAUUCAGACCAGAAUAGGGACAGAUGAUAGUAAGAUAUUGAUGCUGCUGAAGAGGGUAUUGAGCAUUCAAGAGAAAGAGUUGGGAUAUGAGAGCGAAGAUGCCAUGAUUACACUGAAGAAGGUAGUUUUCUAUUUGGAUAAAUUGGGGAGGAAAGAUGAGAAAUUACCUUUACAAAGAAGAUUAUCCAUGUAUAGAACAAAGCAUAAGCAAAGUGUUCGAUGGUAAUGCUUUUUAAUCCAUAGAUGCUUUGUAAAUUUCGAAAAGCUGGUUCUAGGUGGAGCACAAUUCCAUUAGUAUAUAUGGACAGUGCUAGUUGCAGAAAGCUUCAUGGCAGCAAUGCUUUGGAACACCCACACAAGACACAUCAGGUACAGGGGUAAGUUGGGCCAUAACACGAUGUUUCUCGUAUCCAUUAUGACAUUGGUAUAUGGUAUCCAAUACAAGAAUCUUAUAGUCUGUAAAUGACUCUAUCUCUGGCUAGUUAUGGCAGAGACUUGGGAUCAAAUCCUGCCACCAAGGUUCGGGGGUUAUGGGUAUGGGGGGAUGGGUUGGGUUACCACCCGUUGGAGAUCCGGUCUGGAUGGUGACUGCUGGAACCAGAAAUUGGCAGUCAAAACAGGUAAAACAAAGAAAAAUGGAUAAAGAUGUGGAGAGGAGAGGACCACCAUUAGCUUGCCAAUUGAAACCAUUUUUGGUCAAGCUCCCAGAUUCUGAUCGCCGUUGGUUUGUUGUGUUAUUUUAACCUCGGAAGUUGGAAUACUUGGACGACUCCAACUCAUCAGCACCUGUAUAAGGAUGACAAAUGAAAUGAUUCAUGACGAAUUCGGAUGGGGGUGUAAUGGGAGCAUAUAUUUCUAUCCAAACGAUUCACCUGUCUUGUGGGUUGGCUUUUACCCGUUUUACUGUGCCGUCUCUGAUUUUACAUCUGACUAAUCAAACUCCAAGGCUCUUUUUCAAGAAACUAAGGUGUGUGUCAAUGGAAGAGACGAAUGUCACAGAAAGAUGUCGACAGAAGGACGGAGUGUUGCACCUUCAAGAAUCAAAGACUUAAACUAGUUGUUUGUUUGUUUAUGUUAAUUUCUCCAUAGAAUUUGGAAGCUUCUUCUAUGUGUAAAAUCACUAAUGAUUCUUUCUUUUAA
This is a messenger RNA of Nelumbo nucifera (sacred lotus), 2691 nucleotides long. The record is from RefSeq and is a predicted model, not a curated record. NCBI's taxonomy places the organism in Eukaryota, Viridiplantae, Streptophyta, Magnoliopsida, Proteales, Nelumbonaceae.